AUGCCCGCUGUCUUCAGAGCCCCCGAUUGGCGUUUACCAAGCCCCAGCUCGACGCCCAAAUCAGCCACAUUCCCGGAUGCGUCUCUCCAAACGCCCAGAACGGACUCUCUUCCGUCCCACUUUCUAGAAGCUUGGUCAACACCACGAGCAAAUGUGCAACAGACUCCCUCCCAGACGCCACUGUUCCCACGCACGAGAGAUCGUGACCGACCCUUGAGCUCCUACAGCCACAAAAGCCAGGAUCCAGAAGACCCUGAGUUCCACAUCAACCACUACUCGCCAAACCCAAACCUGCCGCUUCCCCCGGUUGAGCCGUCCCGCCGGUUGGCGUCCAGUCCAACCCCGUUGAAGUCCGGCCGGCCGCCUAAUGCCAAUACGACAUCUUCAAUCCCAACGCAAGAUUCGACUGCAAACAACAUGGACCCUUCUCAGAUGCAGACGCCUCCCCCAACCAGGGAUGCAUCGUCUUCGAGGAAGCGGGGUCAGGACGGGCAGCCGCUGAGCUUCAACACGCCCUCGGCCAUGUAUUCCAGGAGGGACUCGGCCCCAACUAUCCCUGGCGAUCACAUGAGGGACGGUCGUUACGGUCAGGAUUCAGGCGUGCCUAUGUUUGCCAACAUGCAAUUCACUCCGGAGAUGACGCGUUUUGGCCACGCAGGCCCUUCUACGGCUCCUGGGCCGUCUCGUGCAGGAGUCUUCUUCAACCCGAGCAGUUCGGGGGGGAUGCUGCAUCUUGAUAACUUGCCUGCUCAAGAAGAUCCGUUUGGUUUCGCUGUUGAGGACAACCAAAACAUGUUUCAAUGGCCAAGUUUUACGCCGACAAACACAAGCCGUGUCGAUUCGGCUUCAAUGGCUGUAGAAGAUGACUCUUGGGCCUCAACGCCGUCCCUGUUGACAACAACUUCUGCCGACCUCCAGAACAUUACAGGUAAUGGAACGGCCACGCUGGAUGAUCCUUUCAUUCCAACCACGUCGGGCGUCGACCCUAGCAUGUUGUUUAGUUUUAGUGGAAGCGCGUCGGAUUUAGGCAAUACCUGGGUUUCGCCCCAGCGUCCCCAAAAGGCGCCCAUACCCGACAAGAGACAACCCUACGAGCACCAAGCCAGGGAAUAUGAGAGACAAAAGGAAGUGUCUCGGAAACUUAGUGGGCACCAUUCUCGCACAAGUGCCGCGUCCUCUUCUGUUUCCACGACAGCAAGCUCCAAGCCUGGCCUACAACGAAGCAGCACACAUGCCGGAUUUGUGAGGAAACCUGCUCCUCCCAGUGAAGGUCCAUUCGGCAACUCGGGCAAUGCCGUACCGCCUGUGCGGAAAACCUCGCCUCUGAAACGGGCAAAUCAAUCGGCCCUUCCCGCAAUAUCUGAACAUGUGCUCCCACGGCCGAAGACGCGGCUUAUUGUCGACGGAUCUGGGCGAGCCCGGACCGAGACUGUGAGGGACGGUGACGAUGACACUAAACAUGUGGAUCACCGCGCCCGUUAUUCCGGACUGUGGGACGACGACAGCGAUUCCGAUUCCGAUCAAGAUGCCCGCAUAGCCAGUAGGAGCUCGUCCUUCAGCGUGGCCUCGGGAUUGACACGAUCCGCUUCCAAGCACGGGAGGACCGGCAGUUCGAUUGCAAGGUCUCACUCGGUGAAGAACCCGCGGUCUUUCUCAUUCACCGACAAUCUGUCGAAAAGAUUGGGAAGAUUAUCGACUGAACCGACGCCUAGAAGGGGUGGGGACGAUUCUAGGAGAAGCAGUGUCACUAGUGUCAGUAGCCCAUUCGGAGGUUAUCUGCGAAAAGAAGACAAGCCGGUGGGUGAGGAUGGGGCUGGGCACCAGGGAGGUGCUCAGGAUGCGUUGAAGAGGGUGGUGGCGGACGCCAAGAACAAACGACAGGGUUAG
Diplodia corticola is the source of this 1887-nucleotide messenger RNA. RefSeq lists its product as uncharacterized. The transcript has a single exon. The record is from RefSeq and is a predicted model, not a curated record. Lineage: Eukaryota; Fungi; Ascomycota; Dothideomycetes; Botryosphaeriales; Botryosphaeriaceae. Bases 1 to 1887 code for a protein of 628 amino acids.